Molecule: messenger RNA, 1290 nt
Organism: Volvox carteri f. nagariensis
Lineage: Eukaryota; Viridiplantae; Chlorophyta; Chlorophyceae; Chlamydomonadales; Volvocaceae
Exons: 1
Coding region: 1-972 (323 amino acids)
Biological process (GO): isoprenoid biosynthetic process
Molecular function (GO): 2-C-methyl-D-erythritol 4-phosphate cytidylyltransferase activity
Source: RefSeq, a predicted model, not a curated record
AUGCAAAGAUCGGUUCUGAGGUGCGACGCUGUACGCAGCAGGCUGGAAUUAUGUAGCAUCGAACGUGCAAAGCCAUGCGGGCGCGUUGGAACUGCUCCCUUUAGCAGCGCUCGAUGCUGUGCCAGACCCGCUGGGCGCUCUCAUCGCUUGGCACCAGGGCGCGAAGGUCGGACCAUGCUAAUUGUGCGGGCUUGUGGGUCAGUCGCCGCAACUCUUGAGAAGGGUUCAAUCUCUGUCGUGCUUCUUGCUGGUGGAGUUGGCAAGCGCAUGGGUGCGGCCAUCCCAAAGCAGUAUCUGGAACUUCGUGGCCAGCCCAUCGCGACAUAUUCGCUUGAAACCUUCGCGCGGAUGCCGGAGGUUGGGGAAAUCGUUAUUGUUUGCGACCCGUCCUGGCGUGACGUCUUUGAGAAGCGCUUCCCCGGCUUGCCAUCCCACAUGAAGUUUAAGUGGGCACUUCCGGGCCCUGAGCGCCAGGACUCAGUAUUCAAUGGUCUUCAACAAGUGGAUGCUGGUGCUGCUAUCGUCGCGGUUCACGACUCAGCGCGGCCGCUGGUGACACCCGCGGAUGCUGCCAAGUGCAUGUCCGAUGGCUUGGUAGUCGGCGCUGCGGUGUUGGGCGUGCAGGUCAAACCUACCAUCAAGGAGGUUGAUAAGGACCUUAUGGUGAUCAAGACUUUGCAGCGGUCAAAGCUGUGGGAGGUUCAGACGCCGCAGUGCAUUCGGCCAGCAUUGCUCCGCGAAGGGUUUGACCUGGUCAAAAGCCAGAACCUGGAGGUUACCGACGAUGUGUCCAUCAUCGAGGCGAUGGGCAAACCCGUCAAGAUUACCCCUGGAUCGUAUACUAACAUUAAAGUGACGACCCCGGACGACAUGGCGGUGGCAGAGAAGUUCCUAGAGGAGCGAGCUCAGGCAGAGGCCGCACCCGCUGCUGCUACUGCGGCGGCGCCCGAGCCGGUCGUAGCCGCAGCUUGAGAGGUCUUUUGGUGCAGCGUUGUCUUAGAGUUAUAAAUAAGCCGACUGGCUCGCUCAAUCCGGCGGCAACGGCGGCGGUGGUGGUGAUAUUGUUUAAGGAACCUGGGUCGCUGUACUAAUCUGAGGCAGUAGGGCACGUCUCACAGGGAUGCGUACGCGUCAGACCGCCGCCCUUUGCCGCGGACAGUUUGCUCCUGUCGUGAAUUUUCGUUGGCAGAUUUUCGUGGGGCUGCACGGGAUGAGGUUCGUUUCUUUCCUUUUCAACAUUUUUCGAUGCAUUGCGCAAAAGUUUAGGUUUAGACCUGAGCUCGAGGCCGG